GCCACCCGGCAGGGCCUUCGUCCUCGUCGUCCAGUCGGGGACCGCGAGCCGGGCACCACGGUGGCGGCGGGGGCCCAGCGAGGUCACAAGGCCGAGAGGGCGGCAGGGCAGGCGCGCCGACGCCCGGGAGACAGGGCUCGGGCGACGUGGGCGCGGACCGCGAGGCUGGCGCCGGAGAAGCCCGGGCCCCCGCGCGCUCCCGCGCGUCGCGCCAGGUCGGCUCCGGCGGCGGUCGCCACGCGGAGACUCCGAAG
Molecule: messenger RNA, 254 nt
Organism: Prorocentrum cordatum
Lineage: Eukaryota; Dinophyceae; Prorocentrales; Prorocentraceae
Source: the annotation of a GenBank genome assembly